This is a messenger RNA of Candidozyma haemuli, 3969 nucleotides long. RefSeq lists its product as uncharacterized. The coding region runs from base 1 to 3969 and encodes 1322 amino acids. The transcript has 2 exons. Lineage: Eukaryota; Fungi; Ascomycota; Pichiomycetes; Serinales; Metschnikowiaceae. The record is from RefSeq and is a predicted model, not a curated record. Gene Ontology annotation, cellular component: trans-Golgi network.
AUGGCAGACGCAUUCAAUUUCGCUGCUCCAGCAAGGACAAGAGUAUUGGUGGUGCCUUUGAAUGAAGCUGAUCCUAAUUUCCACCGGUACUAUGAAAAGUUCCGAAACGCCAGUGACAUUCGGCUACUAGACGUGGCACCUAUACCUGAAUCACGCAACUUCAAUCCCCAGACAUUCCCACAGGGCAGAGUGCUCUAUGACUUUUGCACGAGUCCUUCAGAUGAAGACGUGCUGUUUCUUCACGAGUUUGAACCUUUCAGAGUGACAUUCGUUGUGCUUGGAUUGGGCAGCUAUGACGACUACGACGAGAAGGCUGCUGAUAAGUUUCAUCAUGACCAUUCAAAUGCAAUGGUUCACAAUUGUGUUUACUUCAAUUCCCCCUCUGAUAAGAUUGAGGAGCUGAAACAUGCAUCUGGCCUGAACACCUUCUUUGUGCCUGCUCUAGAGGAUCAAAGCAUCACCACUUUGGAAACAACCAUGUGCUAUAUCACCGAAAACUAUAUCAAGGCACUUGCUCUGUAUGUGUCUUCCAUCGAAAAUAUAACGCAUCAGUCACCUAUGUCGUUAAGAGACGGCACUGCAUUGCACAAGACCAUUAGUUAUGCUCAGAAGAAGGUAACUUCCGGUUCGUCAUUCAAAGUAUCUUUCUCGAAGAACCAAUCGCUGCCUUCUACUCCUGAUCUGAAAGUGAAAGCGUCUCAAAGACAAACAGGGCGACAAGCAAAGCUUACAGGUAAUUACUUGUUACUUGCAGGUCAGGCAAAUGAAGCCUUGCAGUACUUUACCGAUGCUGCUAUUAAUCUCAAAAAAGCAGAUGACAACCUUUGGUUGGGUAGUGCCCUCGAGGGUCUUGCCGUUUCAUCGUUAAUGCUCUCCUACCUCGGCAUUCCUCACCAAGCCCUGAAUCCAAUGUUAGCAUCGGUAUUACACAUACCUAAGAGUAAGCUCAAUUCUAUCAGCCUAGCGCAAAAGCGUUUGUCCACUGACUCGAUGGCAAGCAAGCAAUCCAACGGCAUUCAGGGUACCAGCAUCGCUUCAAACAUUACAUCAGGCCAUAUAGAAUUGAGCGGUUCUUCGAUCACUGAGUUUUUGCGAAUCUUAUGCAAUAAGACGGCGUUGUUUUAUAACCUCAGUGACGCAGAUUUCGAGAACUGCGUACCCGACUUGGUCUACAUCGAAUUUCUCCUAAGAAGCAUCAAACUAUUCAUCGUCAUUUACACUGCGGGUGCUGACACUGAGGCCAGCAUUCUCAACUGCAUCAUAAAAUCCACACCGGUUGAAAGCAAUGGUCCGAAAGACCCAGUUUUACGCACUGAAAUUCUUUCACUUAUUGACCAGGUCUUCAGCAUGCAACUUAUAGACUUGGAGUUUGUGAAACAAUGCAGAGUUUACUACACUUUAGCAUCGAUAUAUGCCGACUUGGGGCUCCGUCGUAAACGUGCAUUCAUUCUUCGGAUUUUAUUAGUCGCUCUUUUACCCAAAAUUAACCACAAGGGCGUCCUACCGGAUUUUGCCUCCACUGCUACACUUUCAGAGAUUUUUGAAUACCUUUUCGAGAUGUACAAUAUAGGCAGACAAACAGAAGCAAAAGACAUUGACGCUAUGGGCCAUUAUUCGGAUUGGAUAACGCUUCAGCUACAGCUUUUGAAGGUUUGCCUCAGAAUAGCUGAAUCUCUCAAGAACUAUGAAGCUCUUGCGAAAAUCUGUGUUCUUGUUUUGUCUAGAUACACCCAUUGCCUACCAAACGAGGAUCAGAUAAAAUUGAAACGUAAGAUGGAGUGGCUUGCCCUUUUAUCUAAAGAGAGCCAUAACUCAAUCCUGAUUCCUCAUCCCGAUCCUUUUCUUGUUAGGAAUGCCAAGUUUGUCUUGAAUCUGCUGAGUGAUGAGCUUAUACCAUUUCAACCCCCACCUGCUACCACUACGACGGGGAUGAAUGACCCUCUUAUUUUUAAUCCGUUCAGCAAAACACCAAAGGAUGUACCAUCGAAGGAGAAACUCAUUUGUGUCAACGAUAUCCACCAGAUCGUCAUUCUUUUACAGAAUCCCUUUGCAUUCGACCUUAGCAUCUCAGACAUUUCGAUAGUGGGUGACAAGAAGGCCAUUGAGACAGUGAAACCUCUGAUGCGAGUCGCUGGUGUUUCCGGGUUUAAUAAGCAAGACCUCAAUAAGCUUAAUGGGGGCUUGCUGUUCCAUCCUGGUCGUAUCAUGGACUCCGACCAGCAUGCUCUGGAGUCAACUAGCAACGUUGUUGUGCCACCAUUUUCCCUUUGCCAUAUUGCUGUUGCAUUUAGAAUUCGAGAGCCAGGAACUUUUACUAUAUCAAACUUUGAUAUCACUUUCGGGACUGCAGAACCCCAGCGAUUCAGCAUCAUUGAUCUGGAGAAGUCGAAAGCUUUUCAAAGAUUAGAGGCAUAUCUGUCAAUGAAGGCAAGUGAAAAGAAUGCUGACAGUGUACUCGAUAAAUGUGCUGCAAAUCUCAGAGAUAAAGAUAUCACUGGCCGGGCCACAAGUAAGAAGCUCUCAUUGACCGCAAUUCCAUCUCAAGCAUCGCUCUCACUUGUGGCAAAUCUGAUACUGAAUGGUUGGCUCAUGCUUUUAGAAGGUGAGAAAAAGGACUUUUCCAUUAAAUUGAGGAACACUUCAAAAUUGCCUAUCAAUUAUCUUUCAUUCUCAUUCUGGGAUUCUACUAAUGACUCGGUUAAUUCCAGACUAAACCAUGCCAACUCAAGCAAUCAACUUCUGGCAGAGGAAGUUCACGAGCUCGAAUGGCAACUCCUUGAGAACAAGCCCUUCACCGUGGUAAACAAGGAAGAGAUCUCAUCCCAUUAUAGAAUUAUCCAACCGCAAACGGAUGUUGAAUUCAAAUAUCAGAUCAAUGGAAAGAGAGGAAUGUUAGAGCUGAAAUUGAUUCUCGAAUACUGCAACAGAGCGUCGGAUGAAACACGUAAGAAUUACGUCAAAUCAAUCAGUGUCCCACUCAGCGUCACGGUACAGCCAUCCUUGGAGAUCAUUGGAUGUGAUGUGAUCCCAUUUUUCUCAACCUCGUUACAAGGGUUCCAAUUGGACGACUGUCCAGAGAAGGAGAGUUUCAUAGAGAAGAACAUCAGUGACUUAUUGAAAUUCAUUUCCAAAGCGAAGGAAGCUGAGGACGAUGACAUUUCACAAUAUUGUCUUCUCGUUCUUGAUGUUAGAAACUUAUGGAAAGAGAAACUAGCACUCAAAAUCUCAAACGAAGUUCAACCGGGAAUUUCUUUCGUUGUGAAUGAAAAGAUAGACUCCACCAAGACCAGUCGUUUGUUGAUACCUAUCCGCAGAAUCUGCGUUGAGGAUGUUGAUGUCAGCCGCCCAAUUCCUUCUUUGCGGAAGAAACAAUUUGUCAAGAACUAUGCAAUUACUGCCGAAGAAGAUGAACAAAACCGCAAGAACUUCUGGAUAAGGUCAUUCAUUCUUAAAUGUCUCAGCGGGUCGUGGCGGACAGUCACGAAGAACAACCCGAGAUCUGGAGCCAUUGACUUGCGGUCCAUACGUUUAGACACCAGGAUGUCCAACGCCCUAGUCUACGACAGUAUCCUGAUACAGCAUAGUAUUUGGAGCGCUGAAAGCUCGUCAGAAGUGGUUGACAAGAGGGAGAACGAGUAUAGAUUGGAAAAAGAGAACUUCUACGCUCUCAAGACCAAGAUUGUGAAUCAUACCAAGACAGAGUUAUCGGGCGUCUUACGCCACGUUCCAUUCCCAACCUCCGAGUCGAAUAGGCCAGAUAUAUCGAUAGAUCAGAGAAUCCUUUUCAACGGAGUGCUCCAAAAGACUAUUGGGCCCAAGCAGAUACCUCCUGGGGGAUUUGUUGAGCUUGAGUUGGGUUUCAUGGUUCUUGAGAAAGGCCGGUAUGAAUGGGGUUGCGUGUUUGAUGACUUCAAUAACUCAGGAAAGAAAACAGUCAGCAGAGAGCCGGUCUAUAUCACAGUGGUCUAA